Messenger RNA from Closterium sp. NIES-65, 723 nucleotides. The record is from the annotation of a GenBank genome assembly. NCBI's taxonomy places the organism in Eukaryota, Viridiplantae, Streptophyta, Zygnematophyceae, Desmidiales, Closteriaceae.
AUGAUCAGCAAGCGCCGAAUGCGGGGCGUGGUGAUUUUGCCACCCAUGAAGCACAUCAAGAUCAAGCCGGCGCGCAUUGUCAGCGUCGACGUGCCUGGCGGGAAGGCUCUUGUGGGGGAGGUGAUAUCUGGGCAGGAUGUUGCCGCCAUUGACGUGUCAGUUCUUGGUUGGGCCGUCGCCGUGCCCCAGUCGCUCAUCUGCCUGUUCCCUCCGCCACCGCACGAGGCACCGCUCCUCGCGGCCACCGCAUCCUCCGCCCCUGUUCCGCCCAGCUGUGGCUCCAUGGAUGACCCUCCUUCCACCCCUCCUGCGCCCCGCCCUUCACCGCUUCUCUCCACUUGCGCGGCCAACAACAUUGCUGCCACUACCGCCACACCUCGCCCUCCCACGGCUGCUACCGUGGUUACACCGGGUGCAGCGAGGAGUGUGGCUGUUGCACUGGGUGUGCCUGCUAGCACGUCCCCUAGUGCGUGUGCCCCCACAGCCGCAGUGCACGCGGUGGCGCAGCUGCUCUCCUCCUCGCUGCCCUCGGCCCCGCGCUUUCGCUGCCACCGCAUGCCGUCCCUGCAAGGAACAGCAACCCUGCCCAUGUGCUUGGGCACCAUGCGCCAGGCAGCACCAUCCAGGCUGCAAAGGAUUAUGGUCAGGUGCCAGGGAAGAACGAUCAAGUGCCCAGCAGUAGUGGGAGCCUUCUGGGCGCGGCAGCAGCGAGGGAGCAGCUGA